AUGUUUUCUUCAACCGUGAUUUAUUUUCUCUAUCUUCCUUUACUUCUAGCGUCCAACGUGCAAGCAUUCAACACGAUCCACACAAAUUGCACGCUCCCUCCGCAACACGCCAACUUUGUGACAGCCCCGAACACCCGUGGCACAUUGCAAAUCCUUUGGUCGUCCCUAUUCACCAUUCUCGCCUGCACUUGGACAGUGCUUCAUCUCAACGUCCCUGAGUAUGCACCGAAACCGGAAAUAAAGGACUUCAGAAAAUGGCUCAAAUGGAUGGUGGACAAAUAUCAACAUCCGACAAAGUGGUUCCUCCUUACUGUGUUUGCACCCGAAAUUCCUUUCGCCAAAUACUGGGAUGAUCAGGUCCGGGGGCAUUCUCUGUUUUACCACUAUGAAGCAGUUUUCAGGAAGAGGAACUGGACGAGGACUCAUGUCCUCUUCGCUAAUAUGGGAGGGUUUGCGCUGCGGUGCACUGCCGAUUCCGAGGAGGGUGGACCCGUUUCGAAGAACGAGAAAGCGACUACGGAAGAUCAAGACGACCACCAGACCAGUACGAGCCCCCUUGUAGAAGACGCUAUCUCUCUGACGGGCGGGCCGAGCACGUUGAAAUCAAUAGCUUCGGCGUCCUGCUGCGAGAAGCCAGAAAAGCAGAUACAAUCUACACUCAUCGGGGAUCCCGCGAAAAAGUUCGAAGAAGUCUUCUAUCUAACAGCCGUCGAAGCCUUAAAACUUCUUUACAAUGAAGAAAAAUCUAUACCAGGGCUAGAAAAUGUAUCGGAGGAGGAAAUCAAUGCUCGUUCGAAAUCGGAUAUGUUCAUGCGGCUCCUUGCCGUGGGUCAAAUUGUCUGGGUAGUUAUUCAAAUCUUAUCACGGUGGGCCUAUGGCCUGGCCGUGACCCAGCUGGAGGUUACUGUUGUUGCUUUUGCGUUCUGUGCGGUGGGAAUGUACAUCGUUAACCAUGGGAAGCCUAAAGGAGUUGAGCUGCCGCUUCUCUUCGAUUAUCCUGGGACCAAGAAAGCGCUGCGAAGAGAACUGGAAAAAUUCAAUUUCCCUGACCAUGGAGGGAAACACAGCAAGUGGAAGUUUUACAAAUGCAAGUAUUGCACGAAAGAGAAAAUCCAAAGCGACGGCGGUACCAGCAAAGACAACAAAAGAAGCAGCGACGGAAAUGACAAGAACCAUGAACCCGCAAACAAUAACGAUUCAACCGAGGCUAAAUCAGAGACCAUUUCUUUGGAUACAUUCACAGCAAUUGUACAAUGGGUACGAACAACGCUCGAGUCUAGCCGGGACCCGGGUGAUCCAAUUGGAAAUGGUUUCAUUGACGAGUCAGAAGAUCCGAGCAAGUUGAGCAAUGUCCUCACUGACUUGUGGAUGUUCAUCGGCAGUAUGAUAUUUGGGGGCAUUCAUCUCAUAGCCUGGGAUUUUCAAUUUCCCACCACAGUGGAGAAAUAUCUCUGGUGGGCGGCGUCAUUGUGGUGUACUGCUUGUGUACUGAUUAGCACAUUGCUUUACUUUGUGAUCCUCGUACUAUCUGGAAUUAUGGAGGUCGUGAAUGAAGCGAUCAAGCAUGACAACUCUUCGACCCCCGAGGAUGCCAAGCCCGACGACCCAGCCGGACAGGCCCCAACGGUCUCGAGCACCAGCCCCAACCAAGUCCAAGCAAACCCUAACACAGAGCUUGAUACCGAACUCAGUCCAGGUCCAAAGGAAAUCCCUAGUUUGGAGGCCGAACAACCAGCGCCCCCGCCCGAGGAUUCACAGAGAGAUAUAGAAUCGCAGGAUUCACCGCCACGGCGCCCGGAGACGAUCAAGGUACUUGUGGAUCUUGCGUAUGUAGUACUAGCUCUUUUUCGUUUGUGCUAUGUUUUCUUAUCGAUUUUUCUUCUCAUAUUGCUUAUGCUCUUGGGGGUUAUUGGUAUGCUUGCCUACAUUGUGGCAAGAUUGUUCAUUGUUGUUGAGAUGUUUAGGACAUUGGCCUUUCUUCCGCCGGACGCUUAUAUUGCUACUUGGUCAUCGGAAAUUCCUAAUAUUGGUUGA
Molecule: messenger RNA, 2034 nt
Organism: Aspergillus eucalypticola CBS 122712
Lineage: Eukaryota; Fungi; Ascomycota; Eurotiomycetes; Eurotiales; Aspergillaceae
Exons: 2
Coding region: 1-2034 (677 amino acids)
Source: RefSeq, a predicted model, not a curated record